This is a messenger RNA of Octopus bimaculoides (California two-spot octopus), 1858 nucleotides long. Its product is annotated as sialin. Gene Ontology annotation, biological process: transmembrane transport; monoatomic anion transport. Gene Ontology annotation, molecular function: transmembrane transporter activity. Gene Ontology annotation, cellular component: membrane. The record is from RefSeq and is a predicted model, not a curated record. Lineage: Eukaryota; Metazoa; Mollusca; Cephalopoda; Octopoda; Octopodidae.
CAGUCAUUUGACUGCGGCCAUGCUGAAGCACCGCCUUUAGUCGAACAAAUCAACCCCAGGAUUUAUUCUUUACUCGUUGAUUUGCGUACAUAAGACUUGCUAACCCCGUAAAGUACGCACAUCGCAUGAGAGCAUUUAGUAUGUUUAGCAAUCUCCCAGUUAAGGUUACUAGUUAAAUUCAAGUAUUACCAACCACGCGAAAUGCCAUAAAGAGAAAAUAACAAUUGGCGCUGAUAAAUUAUUCCCCACGGAGAGAGAUGUAUAACAAACAUUCACGCUUGAACUAGCAAAUAAUUUCUCAUUAAACCAAUUUAUAACUUGUCCAAUGAAACCACGAAAUGGAAACGUAGAUUUUACGUGUCAUUCUCUCCAAGAACCAGUCGCAAAGAUGUCUCACAAAACUCACCAAAUAGGUUAUAUUUAAUGAAAACGCAGAGAGCAGAGGAUUCAAAAGCCAUUAUUUCACAAUCACACGCAUCUUAUAUAUACACACGUACACGUACGUUUGUACGUGCAUACAUUAAUCUCUGUUAUUUUUUUUAUAUUUCAACUGAUCAUAAAUUUUUAGACGAUGAAAAUUAACGGAUUUAUUAAGCAUUAUUGGUCGUAUCCUUGGGUAUUAUGCUAUGUUACUUUCAUGACCGUUCUCCUGUUACACACAUUAAGAGUUGACCUCGCUAUCGCCUUUGUUUGUAUGUUGAAAACAACCAACAGUUCAUUUCAAGAAGUUAAUCAUACUGGAAUAAAGGAAGAAUGUCCAGGGUCGGAGAAUCAGUUACCAGAUAAAACAUUUGAAGGCGAGUUCGAAUGGAGUAACUCUUUACAGUCCCACAUGUUGGCUGGAUAUUUUUAUGGAUAUACCGUGACUAAUAUACUUGGUGGUAUGUUAGCCGACAAGUAUGGCGGUAAAAAUAUUCUAUGCUUUACCCUUAUUUCGGUUUCUCUUGUGACUCUUCUCUACCCAAGUUUGUCUCGAAUAAGCGGGUACUUCACCCUUGUUUUAAGGAUAUUAACGGGUUUGUUAUCAGGGUCUUUGUAUCCAUCAAUCCAGUCGUUAUGGGGACGUUGGGCACCACCCGAAGAGAGAAGCUCAUUAGUUGCGUUUUCCUUUUCUGGUCAAACCUUAGGAACUAUUGUAUGCAUGUCGAUCUCAGGUUACCUUUGUGAAUAUGGAUUUGACAAUGGAUGGGGUUCUAUAUUUUACUUAUUCGGUGGAACAACGUUGCUGUUUAGUUGUGUGUGGUUUUAUGUUGUUUACGAUAAUCCAGACGACCACCCCACCAUCAGCGAAGAAGAACGUACUUACUUAAAUAAAAACAGAAAAGAUAAGAGUGAAGUAAAAAAUGUACCUUGGAGGAAAAUACUAUCUUCUUCCGCUAUUUGGGCCAUUACUGUCGCCCAUAUGAUUACCAGCUGGACAAAUACGGUCUUCCAGAUGUUGAUACCAUUAUAUAUGAAAGAAGUAUUAAACAUUCAUCCUUCGGCGAAUGGUUUAAUGUCUUCAACUCCGUCGUUAGGACAAUUCAUAUUUUUACCAUUAUCAGGAAAACUUGCAGAUGUUAUACUUUCCAAGAAUUAUCUGUCAACUCGUUCAGUCCGAGUAAUAUUCCAGUCUAUCUCUUUUAUUGGUUCAGCAUCUCUACUUGUUGCCAUCGGAUUUCUGGAAUGUGAUCAAACUAUUUUAAUAGGAAUUCUUUUAUUCUUCUCCGGCGUGACGACUGCAUUUUAUUCUGGUGGCUUCCUGGUAAACCAUAUCGACGUUGCUCCCAGAUAUGCUGGAGUUUUAUACGGAUUUACCAAUACAUUUGCAUCGAUAACAUGUAUUCUAUCUCCUUUAUCAGUUAAAGCUCUUACACCA